Lathyrus oleraceus (garden pea) is the source of this 6226-nucleotide messenger RNA. RefSeq lists its product as uncharacterized. Gene Ontology annotation, molecular function: metalloendopeptidase activity; short-chain carboxylesterase activity; monoacylglycerol lipase activity. Gene Ontology annotation, cellular component: membrane. NCBI's taxonomy places the organism in Eukaryota, Viridiplantae, Streptophyta, Magnoliopsida, Fabales, Fabaceae. The record is from RefSeq and is a predicted model, not a curated record. The transcript has 12 exons. Bases 259 to 5721 code for a protein of 1820 amino acids. Gene Ontology annotation, biological process: lipid metabolic process; CAAX-box protein processing.
AAGAACAAGCCGGAGCACUAUCUAGCUGACAGCAACGUGAACAGCCGAUAACCGUGACAAUAACCUCCCAAACUAACCGACAAUCAAAUUUAGACCCUCGAAGUUUCCCCAAUCGGUUCACCGGAACCAUACAUGAUCAACCAUACAUGACCAUCAUCAUCAACAUACAUCAUCACAUGAUCGCACUCUUUAUUCUCUUAUUUUCUCAUCACCAUUCAUUCUUCAUGCAAAUCCAUUUCACAAUUUCAACAACCAAUCAUGUUACCGGUUACCCUAACUCCCUUUCUUCCCGCCAAACCCUUCCCCUCCCGCCAAUUCCAAUUCCGUCUCUACAAACGCCGUAGACUCAAAAUCGAAGCCUCUCUCCCACUCCCGUCACCGUCGCCGUUUGAGAAUCUCUUCACCACGUUGAUCUCUCAAUGUCCCUCCGUUAACUCGCUCGAUUUCAUCGUUCCCGCUCUCGGUUUAUCUUCCGGCGCCGCUCUUUUCUUCUCCCGAUUCAAAUCAUCUCCAAUUUCCGAUUCCGAUGCCGGAGAAUUGGGAGAAUGCGGAGAAUGGAUCCUCUUUGCAUCUCCGACGCCGUUUAACCGUUUCGUUAUGCUUCGGUGUCCUUCGAUAUCGUUUAAGGAAAGCCGCCAUGAGGUUAACGAGAGGUUAGUGAAGGAGGAGAAGCACUAUGUAACUGUUAACAGUGGGAAAGUUAAUGCGAAGAAGAAGGAGAAGGUUUUUGAUUCGGAUGAAUUGAGUUAUCAGAGAGUGUGUUUGAGUGCACCUGAUGGAGGUGUGGUUUCGUUGGAUUGGCCUGUUGAAUUGAAUUUGGAAGAGGAAAGUGGUUUGGAUUCGACUUUGUUGCUUGUUCCGGGUACUCCUCAAGGGAGUAUGGAGGAUAAUAUAAGGUUUUUUGUGGUUGAGGCUCUUAAGAGAGGGUUUUUCCCUGUUGUGAUGAAUCCUAGAGGAUGUGCUUCUUCACCUCUCACAACUCCAAGGUUAUUUACCGCUGCUGACAGCGAUGAUAUCUGCACAGCUAUAACUUAUAUCAACAAAGCAAGGCCGUGGACUACCUUGAUGGGUGUUGGUUGGGGAUACGGUGCUAACAUGCUCUCAAAAUACCUGGCCGAGGUUGGGGAAAAAACACCAAUGACAGCUGCUACAUGUAUAGACAAUCCUUUUGAUUUAGAUGAAGUUACAAGAACCUUUCCUUAUCACCGUGUUAUUGAUCAGAAACUCACUCGUGGACUUGUAGAUAUUCUACAAACCAAUAAGGCACUUUUUCAAGGCAAAACAAAAGGCUUUGAUGUGGAAAAAGCUCUAUUGGCAAAAUCCAUACGUGAUUUUGAAGAAGCAAUAUCCAUGGUAUCCUAUGGCUUUGUGGACUUAGAAGAUUUUUAUAGAAAUUCUAGCUCAAGAAAUAUGAUCAAGGAUGUUAAAAUUCCUGUACUAUUUAUACAGAGUGAUAAUGGGAUGGUUCCAGUAUUCUCAGUUCCGCAGAAUCUGAUUGCAGAAAAUCCAUUCACUAGCCUACUCCUAUGUUCUUGUUUGCCAUCAAAUGUUAUGGAUACUGAAACAUCUGCUUUAUCAUGGUGUCAGCUUGUAACAGUCGAGGAUCGAAGUUCGGGACGGAUGAUUGACGUCGGAUGUGAGUCUCAAGGUCUUUAUUAUCUCUCAGUGUCAUCUCAGACAUGCUCAGCCAAAGAUUCUCCAUUCACUAUCCAUGUUCAGUUAGGUCAUCCCAGUCUUUCCAAACUAUAUAAGUUGGUGUCAAAUUUAUCGAAGUGGCUCGCAGCAGUGGAGCUGGGUCUCUUAAAGGGUCGUCAUCCUCUUCUGACAGAUAUAGAUGUUACAAUAAAUCCCUCUAAAGGAUUAGCUGUUGUGGAAGAAGUUAGGACAGAUAAGAGUCCAAAAGUCGGAAAAUUGUCGGGGUCAGAUCCAUAUAAUGGGAACUCUACCGACCCUACUAUAGGUUUGCUUGAAGAAAGUAAGAAUGAUGCUGGCCUCCACUUUAGGCUCCAACAAGAUCUACAACAGAACAUUGAGCAUAGAGAUGUGAGCUUACAGGUAAAAAGUCAACAGAACAUUGAGCAUAGAGAUGUGAGCUUACAGGUAAAAAGUGACCCAUUACCGCAGAAUAGCUCCAGUGGUACAGAUUUGAUUGGAGAGGAGAAUGCUGCAUCAGCAGAUAGUGAACAAGGCCGUGUUCUGCAGACAGCCCAAGUAGUAACCAAUAUGCUUGAUGUUACCAUGCCUGGUACUCUUACAGAAGAACAGAAGAAAAAGGUAUUAGCUGCUGUGGGUCGGGGUGAGACCCUCAUGAAUGCUUUGGAAGGCGCUGUUCCAGAGGAUGUUCGUGGAAAGUUAAAAGAGGCCGUUGCUGGAAUUUUACAUGCACGUGGCUCUGACUUGAAGUUUGAUAAAGUUCUCGGCAUUGCUCGGUCUCCUGAUUCAUCACCAGGGCAUAAGAACGAAGAAAAGUCAACAGAAGCAUCAAGUGCAGAAGUCAGGAAAGAUCAGUCCUCUUCAAAUCAGAUGAAAAAUACUAGUAGUUCUAUAGAUGGCUCUGAUAAAGUUGCAAGUGACAUGGGUGAGCCUGCAGAUGGAAUAGAGGCAGAAGUUGUCCGUGUAGAGAAACAUUCUACAAGUUCAGCUCAAUCUCAAGAAUCAAACAAUGAAGUUGGUUCUUCCGGUUCUUCGAAGGAAAAUGGAGAGUCUAGAGAAAAUAAUGAUACAAAUGAGGAUUUAAAAGGAAAGGUUGUUCCUGAUAUGGAUCAUAGCGAGAAGGGAUUAGAAACGGGUUCUGAAUCGUAUACUCUCAACCAUCCUGAUGCAACAGGUGGCUCUGAAGCAGAAGCUGUUACUGAACAGAAAAGCCAAAACAGUGGAAUAACUCAAACAGAAACAGAGGAAAAUAAUAUCCCGAAGGUUGACCAGAAAAAUCAAGAUUUCUCUAAUGGUCAAAGUAAAACAGAAACAGCAUCGACUGAUGCAAAAGAAGAACCUUCUCCUCCAAUGUCCUCUGAGCACCAGGCAGUGGAAAGAGAAAGUAAUCGCGAUGAAAAUAAAGAUAUUCAGAAUAUACAGCAAACUUCACCUCAAACUAACUCUUCCAGUUCAGUUCCCGUGGCUCCUGGCUUCAGCGUUUCUCAAGCAUUUGAAACCUUAACAGGGAUGGACGAUUCCACCCAAAUGGCUGUCAACAGUGUUUUUGGUGUGAUAGAAAAUAUGUUAUCUCAGCUUGAGAAUAACUCAGAUAAUGAAGCUGAAGUCAAGGAUGGAAAAGCUAUUGAACAUAAGCUAGACGAACAACAAAAAAGUAGUAGCCAGAGCAAUGAUUCCAACAUGUCCGGAAAUCCUUCUCUAGAUAACCAUCAUGAUGGCAUGUCCUUGAGUAUUGAUUCAUGCCAUACGGAAGAACAACUAAAAACCCUCAGCAUAACUAAUGGAAGCGGCGCGAGUGAUUCUCAAAAUUGUUACUCUAAUGAUCACCAAGUUAAGAAGCCUAGUAAUACAAAUAGUCAACUGAUUGAUAAAAGAUUUCUAUUUGAUGAAUGGGAUGGACACAGACAGGUAAAUAGGAUGCCAGACUUCAUAGCUGGAGGUUCAUAUGGAUAUGGGAACUCUCCGUACAAAAAUUACCUCCGCAAAUAUCUUGUUUCAGAGAUUCGUGCCAAAAAACUUGAUUUAGACACAACAACUGCAUUAUUUCUUGAUUAUUUCCCAGAAAAUCAGAAACUCUUGGAACAACCACAAAACAUGGAAAUUGCUUCUGCCGAUGCUGAAAUGUAUACGGAGGUUGGGAGCAAGAUGAAACCCCACUCAUCUGCAAAAUCUUUUGAUGAAAAAGAGUGCAUUGAACCACCAUAUGUGAUAGUAGAUGCAGAAAAGCAAAAACAACCUGUUAGAGAGUUCAUCACUACAGACACUGAGAACGUAAUGAUUCAUACUGGCGAUGACAGGUCAAAAGAGUCUAUCCAAUUUGUGAAAAACAAAGUACUAGAUUCUUUGAAGAUGGAAGUUGGUCGCAAGCUGAAUGCUACGGAAAUGAUAGAAAUGAAACCAAAGCUUACCAGAGAUAUGGAGCAUGUGGCAAAUACGGUUUCACUAGCUGUUGGAACUAGCAAGGGGCAACUACUCUAUUCCGAAUAUCAAGGCCAUGAUGUUGAGGGUGCUGUAGGAAAGGUUGGCACUCUUGAUGGGGAACAUAUCAUUAGGGCAAUUUCAUCUUCUGUUCAGCAAACAAGCUGCCUAAGAAAAGUUAUACCUGUUGGUGUUAUUGUUGGGUCCAUCUUAGCUUCCUUGAGGAAAUAUUUUGAUGUAGCUCCACAUCAAGAAAAUGGCCAGGGAAGAUCUCAUGCCCUUAGUGAUGAGGAGAAACCUGGUGGAAAGAAUUAUGUCAUUGAUGAUGCAACAGUGGCAGGUCAAGUACCAGAUGAGAAAACCAGUUUGGACCAUCCCAUCAAGAGAGAACUUGUAGAAAGUGAAUUAGAAGAUUCAAACAAAAAUACUUACAUGGUUGGUGCUGUUACAGCUGCUAUUGGGGCUUCUGCUUUACUCAUGCAACCAAAGGAUACACAAGGAGAAAAUGAAAAUCACCAAAAGAAGCCAGAAGAGCUCAAAGAGAUAGUCUCUGAUAAUCAGAGUAACAUAAUCACAAGCCUUGCUGAGAAAGCCAUGUCGGUUGCUAGUCCAGUUGUACCUACCAAAGAAGAUGGUGGAGUGGAUCAAGAUAGACUGGUUACAAUGCUAGCUGAUUUAGGACAGAGAGGUGGCUUGUUAAGGCUAGUUGGAAAAUUUGCUUUGCUAUGGGGUGGUAUCCGUGGCGCAAUGAGUUUGACGGACAAGCUUAUCUCAGUCUUUCAUUUUUCUGAGCGUCCGUUGUUUCAGAGGAUCUUUGGGUUUGCUGGCAUGAUCCUUGUUUUAUGGUCUCCCGUUGCUAUUCCGUUCCUUCCUACAAUUGUUCAGGGUUGGACAAUAAACAGUCCUUCCAUAAUAGCCGAGUGUGCCUGCAUUAUUGGCUUGUACAUUGCUAUAAUGAUACUUGUAAUGCUAUGGGGGAAAAGAAUCCGCGGAUAUGAAAAUGCAUUUGAGGAGUAUGGGCUAGACUUGACUUCACAAAAGUUAAUUGAAUAUUUGAAAGGCUUGGUCGGUGGAGUCUUGUUCAUUUUUUCAAUCCAUGCUGUGAAUGCAUUUCUUGGUUGUGCAAGUUUCUCUUGGCCUCAUAUUAUACCUUCUUUAGAUAUCAUAGCUUGGCUAAAAGUGUAUGGACAAAUGGGUCUGCUAAUUGUUCAAGGAACUGUAAUGGCAAGUGCUAUUUCAUUGGUGGAAGAAUUGCUUUUCAGGUCAUGGUUGCCACAGGAAAUUGCAGUUGAUCUUGGAUAUCACAAGGGAAUCAUAAUUUCAGGGCUAGCAUUUUCUUUCUUACAGAGGUCGCUCUCAUCAAUACCAGGACUUUUGCUUUUAUCUUUGUCUUUGUCAGGUGCCCGACAAAGAAAUAGAGGUAGCCUCUAUGUUCCUAUCGGGCUACGUGCGGGGAUGUUGGCGUCGACUUUUAUCUUGCAAAGGGGUGGUUUCUUGACAUAUAAUUAUAAAGGAAACAUUCCUCUUUGGGUAAUUGGGUCUCAUCCAUUUCAACCAUUUAGUGGUUUAGUUGGUUUGGUAUUUUGUUUAUCACUAGCAAUAAUUCUCUACCCCAGAGAGACUUCACAAAAAAGUGAAGCUAAGGAGUGAGUGAAGCAUUCAUCAGCAAAGAGAAUCACAGUUAUGAAUUUAAUGAUAUAACCCUGUUAUAUGCCAAAAUUGGAAUUAGUUGGUAUUUUUGGUGGGUUGUUUUGAUUCUACUACACACAGUACGAGUUUUUCUUGUAAUAUCAGUUGGGGAGCAAAGAAUGGGAAGACAGUAAUUGAGACAUACAAAGAAAGGUGAAACUUUGGAAAUUGAAAGCUUCAGUUGUCUCGAGUAUCAUACAAAAUCUUCAUGUAGAGAGGUUGGCACUACUGUUUCAUGGGUAUUAUAUUUAAGGUAUGAUGUACAAGGUCCUUUUUGUAAGUAGAAAGGUAUAUGUUAGUAUAUUAGGAUUUUUGUAAGUUUCACUGGUUGUCAUUAUAGGACGGAAAGGUUCCUCUAAAGUGAAUAAUUUACGAUAGAAAGGAAAAUAAAUAAAUCAAUAGUUGAUAUUAUAUGCAAAAGUGUAAUAAAUUAUGAGUGGUUACAAUAUCAACUAUUAAUUUUUUU